Messenger RNA from Ectocarpus sp. CCAP 1310/34, 2082 nucleotides. The record is from the annotation of a GenBank genome assembly. NCBI's taxonomy places the organism in Eukaryota, Phaeophyceae, Ectocarpales, Ectocarpaceae.
AUGCCUCCGAAGGAUCGGUUGGAGAGUCUGCAGCUCCAGGUCCCUGAGCUGUUUGCGCACGUCAGCCUCAAGGGUUUCAAACGUUUGAUUUCCCAGGUCACGCAUGGCGAAGCCAAACGAGUCAAACAUGCCGGCGCAACCGGCAACGCUUUGCAUCACCGACAGCCGAACCACGCUCAAGAGCCUGGGGGAAGUUCGGGAGGUGUUAACACCCGACAGACCCCACACAAGGAAGAGGAAACAGACAUGCGGCCUGACAAUCUUGAAGAGGACGGGACAAGAGUCAGACCGGGAGGCAGCAAAAUUGUCAUUGGCGGUAGGACACUUGUAAUAGGCAUGGACAGUCCUCCACCUUCGGACAACUCACAGCUCAACCGCGACGCACGGAAACGGCUGCGAGUCGAGGCACACAAGAAAGACUCGAUCUCAAGGGGGACGACGCCAUCUUCAGGGUUAUUUUUGACGUCAGACGAAGCACACGGUGGAGGAGAGGGGGAGGGAGGAGGAGGACAAGGCCCCACAAAGGAGGGGGUUGCUGUGGUGUCGGGCGACGGGGAUGGAGUCAACACGGUCGCCGCAUCUGCAGAAGGGCGACAUCAACAACAACACGGGUUCAACGAUGCCAGCAUGGUGGAAUUGCGGUCGUCACCGGAGACAGACGCAGUCCAGGUCCAACGUGCUGCUGUAUCGCAAGGCGGUUUUGUGGACGAGCAGGACGGAUCAAUGCUACCGUCAUCUUCGAGACAGGACAAGUUUUCAAACGAGGGGGGAGGUCUCUCAGCGUGGGGUGCUGGAAAGCCUGUGACGGGGCUUGCCGACGUCGACAUUGCCUCCACGAUGAAUGGGUUGCUGGAGAGAGAGAUAUCGGAGGCGAUGCGAGAGGAGAGCGAUCGCUUGGGCCGAGAAAGGGCAGCGGUAAUCCGGGCCGCCAUGGAUCUCCUCUGGAAGGGGUAUUCCGAGCACGCCUGGGGUUACGACGAGGUGAAACCUUUGAGCAAGAAGGGAAACGACAAUUGGGGGGGCAUGGGGGUGACCCUGGUCGAUUCCCUGGAUACUCUUUGGCUCAUGGGACUCACCGAGGAGUUCUACAAUGGGAGGGACUGGGUUCGAGACCACCUGACGUUCAAUGAAGUCGGGAUGGUGAGCGUCUUUGAGACGACGAUAAGGGUGCUUGGGGGGCUGCUCUCCGCUUUUGAGCUGUCCAGAGACGAGGUGUUUCUGGAGCGCGCGAAGGACUUGGCGGAUAGACUUCUGCCAGCCUUUGGAACCUCUACCGGGAUCCCGUACAAACUGGUGAACCUUUCGAACGGGAAGACAGGCGGGGGCUCUUACAGCGUACUCUCCGAGUUGGGCACUCUUCAGGCGAUGCGUGCGUUCGACUUUCUGGCUGGAAGAACAGUGCCACACGGUCUUUACCCGAUUCGGAUUAACCCCAACACCGGAAAAUUCACUUCAUCCCAGGCAAGUGACCCCAGAAUAAAAAGAGUGAACAUAUCGCCAGACGUGCAAGUUACCUUUGGGGCCUUGGGAGACUCGUUUUACGAGUACCUGUUGAAGGUGUGGAUGCAGGGAGGCCGUCGAGAAGAGAGCUACCGCAGGAUGUACGAAGAUGCCAUGGACGGUGUAGCGGAGCUCCUCGUCCAGAAGGCCCGCGGACUGACGUACCUCAGCGAGUGGAACGGUACGAGGCGGCAGCAUCGGAUGGACCAUCUCGCGUGCUUCUUGGCGGGGAACCUGGCUCUCGGUGCCAUGACCUCACCAGACUCACGAGGGGCAGCGAGGGAUCUGAGGACUGGAAAGGCGAGUGUUGCCUUAGCGUACACCUGUUACCAGAUGUACCUCCGCACCGCCACCGGCCUCUCUCCCGAGGUUGUAGAGUUCAACGGAGCGGGAGACAUGAGGGCCCGCGACCAGGCUCGCUUCUACAUCCUCAGGCCCGAGACCCUGGAGAGCUUCUUCGUGCUGCACCAGCUCACCGGAGAUCCGGUGUACAGGGAGUGGGGUUGGGAGAUCUUCAGGCAUGUAGACUGUGUCUAUAUACAGGACAUGUUCAUGUUCCUGUUUCGACAGCCCAUUGUGUGA